AAGAAUAGCACGUGAUCUGUUCCUAAUAACCUCGUGCAAUAAUGAAGGUCCUUGUCUUGGUGUUUUCCCUUUUUUAUGUAGGACUGGCAGAUGACGAGAUCAACUCUCGAUACUUCCCCAAGAAUUUUAAAUUCGGCGUCGCCAAUGCUGCCCCUCAGAUCGAGGGAGGCUGGAAUGAAGACGGCAAAACGGAAAGCAUCUGGGACCACUUCGUCCACACCCAUCCAGAGAAAAUCGUCGACCGCUCCACUCUCGAUAUCGCUUGCGAUUCCUACCACAAAUACAAAGAAGACGUGGCCAUGGUGAAAGCCAUGGGACUGGACUACUAUCGCCUGUCCAUCGCCUGGGCCAGAAUCUUGCCCACGGGAUACCCCGACAAGGUAAACCAGGCCGGCGUGCGGUACUACAAGAACUUGUUCGCCGAACUGAAAGCUGUCAACGUGGAGCCCAUGGUGACGCUCUACCACUGGGAUCUUCCCCAAACCUUGGAGGAUCAGCUCGGAGGUUGGUUGAACGAGACUGUGGCGGACCUCUUCGCGGAAUACGCGAGGUUGUGCUUCGAACUGUUUAAAGACGACGUGAAGAUGUGGAUCACCAUCAACGAACCGAAACAGGUCUGUCAGGCGGGAUACGGUACUGGAUAUCUCGCUCCUGGUGUCGUUUCCAAUGGGGUUGGAGAGUAUAUUUGCGCUAGGAACGUAAUUUUGGCUCACGCCAAGGCUUACCACAUCUACGACGACGAAUUUAGGGCCACCAAUCAAGGAAGGAUCGCUAUGGUCAUCGAUACGUCAUGGUCCGAACCCGGAAGUGACAGCGAAGAAGACCAGGAAGCAGCAGAGAGAAUGCUCCAGUUUACUGUAAGACAUUUACUUUAUUGCAGAGAACGAGAACAGAGCUAUUUUUUAGGUUGUUCAAGGAAGUAA
This is a messenger RNA of Anoplophora glabripennis (Asian longhorned beetle), 923 nucleotides long. RefSeq names its product myrosinase 1-like. The record is from RefSeq and is a predicted model, not a curated record. Gene Ontology annotation, biological process: carbohydrate metabolic process. The transcript is spliced from 4 exons. Gene Ontology annotation, molecular function: beta-glucosidase activity. NCBI's taxonomy places the organism in Eukaryota, Metazoa, Arthropoda, Insecta, Coleoptera, Cerambycidae. Bases 42 to 923 code for a protein of 293 amino acids.